CGUUCCUCCUGCUCCAUUUCCCUCACUGAUAAAAAACUGACCUUUGUGGUGCCAAGGUUGUUCUAAAGAAUUGAAGGAUGUCUGAAGCGAGCUCGACUUUGGCGUGUCCGAGCUCGCCAGAGUUGAUGAAGGGAAAGAGGGACGACGUAGACGUGGACGUUGAGGACUGCUCCUCGCCCUUGAACUCUGAUCUAUUGCCGCAGAACACGACCCCCUCUUUUACACCAUUACCAUCAGCUGUGCUGCUCAUUUCACUGCCUAAACUCCUCAUACACCCUCCCAACCAUCGGUUCCAUGCACAUUCCCUCUGUAUCUCUCUUCUUGCGCUAAGGCGCUGUCUCCAAAUGCCGGGUCUCAGCCCGGAUAUAGAGUGUCGAGCGUGGACAGCCAUCGUGGAAAUUGGGAUGAUUGCUCUCGAAGGAGGGUUUAGCCUUGACGAAGACCAUAUUUGGGCCAGAAAUUUGGAGAAAGAGGUAGAAGAAGCUCAGAGUAGAGGUCUCCUUAUUGCUCAGAAACACCCCAGCCUACGCUCAUACCGCUCACAGCUCACUUUUUUGGCCGCCCAGUUGGCUUUGUGGCAACGUAACGUCAAGUUCGCUCGCACUUUGCUUCGCAGACUGCUAUCUUCCUUCGUCCCAUCCGACCCUCCACAUCUCGUGUAUACUGCUCACUUAAAACACAUCAGCAGCCUGAUGGUCCCGUCAUCACCAUCGCCAUUCUCAUCUUCCCUACCCAUAUCUCCUGGUUAUCGUCAUCCCCAAGAUACCAGAGCCGUUCUUACAGCUAUCCAGAACAUGCAGAACAUCGCAAUCAAGAGUAAUCACUCUCAUGUCACUCUUCUUACCCGCGUACUCCGCUUGAGGCUACUUAUGUCUUCUGGCCAACUGGUGCAGGUCGAAGAGGCGCUCUCUUCGGCGGAGGAAGGCCUUGGAAUAGAAUACCCCGCAGAAAGGUCCCAAAAGCAGCCCGAUAGCCCUUCGAGAGGUGGUCUACGUGUUGCCGACAUUAAUACCUCUCAUUUACCUUCAUUGUCACCGUUCAAACUCAACCGGCUCAAUGAAAACCAUUCACUGUCAUCCAGCGCUGAUAAAGCGUCAGUGCAAGCGGUGCCUUCGUACAAGACAUUUUCUGAUCCGUUUUCGACCUCUAUGGCUCUUCACACUCUCAUUAUAGGCGUCGUCUUCUACACCUAUGCUGGUAGCGCUGUGGAUAGCAGUCAACGCCUCUCACAUCUGCACGCUCUACUGGACAGUGGUGUUCUCAAAUUCCCUUCCGCAGAGGACCCUUGUCGAGCCAGUGGUAUCAUCGAAAUCCCAUUCCCCAAUCAGUUGCCUAUGUACAUUCAAACCACUCAUCCGCGGAUUUUAUACGUGCUCGCGUAUCUGGUGAGCGCGGUGGCGAAAAAGGAUCCGGUUGGGAGGAAACCCAAGAGGAAAAUAUUCGCUACGGAAGGUUUGUCCGCUUGGGAGAGAGAGCUCAAGAGAGAGUUGAAGCUACCUGCCUGGGCCACCGUUGGAGACGUUGAAGAGAUCGAUAUCAAGAUGGCGAAGAUUAAAGGGGAUCUCAUGUGCGAAUUAAUUGGGGUAUCCAUAAUGCGCUCAGAGCUUGAUGCGGCUGAUAAGACUUUAUCUCUCCUCAUCGCACAUUUAAGAACGCACGGCCUAUUCGAAUCUUUCGCGGCGCGCGUUACCUUACACCACGCCCAUCUCGCUCACACUCGUGGAGAUCUAAAGAGAGCAAUGCAGUGCUAUCAAGUCGCUGCUCACGUUGCGGAAGAACGGGGGGAUGAUUUUGUCCGGUUAUCCGCACGAGCAGGGCUGGUUGCAUUUAGGAUCGGAAUCUUCAGGACAAGGCAGAUGAUGGGUCAACCUGACUCAGACGCUAUGCAAGUUGACGUUGAAGAUGGUGAUGACGACGAUUGUAGCUGGGAAGAAGUUGAGAGGAUGGGAUUAGAGGUGGUUGAAUCUUGUAAGGGUAUGGGCGGGACAUUGUCGAGUAUUGGGCGUGUCAUUGAGGCUUGUUUAACGGAUGAGAUCUUGAAGGCGAAGCAAGACCUACGGAGUGCCUUGAACUUCACGUCCUCUGGUGGUGAUAACCACAUUCGUGCACUCAUUUUGGCCCUCAUCGCUUCACAGUUCUUCCACACCUCAGCAGAUGAUGCCCUCAACAUGCUUGCGAUGUGCGAGAAUCUUGCUGCAGGGCUUGGUGCCGGAGCUGGUAAGGUAGCCAAAGGAGAGGAAAAGAAAGUUGUGGAUGAUAUCGGGAAUGCGCCGUUGAGAGUAUGGGUUGGAGAGAGGACUUUGGAGUUACACAGACGCACAAAAAAUACUCGUGCUGCUCGAAAACAAGAAGCUGCUAACGCAGCGCUUCAAAAAGCUAUCGCAAACACUAGGAGUUCCGCUUCCUACACUCAUACUGCUACUAGUGUCGCUGCUGAUUGCAGCUGACAAUCUUUCGAGUUCGCUGUUUGCUGUUUAUUGUUUGCUGUUCACAUUUCUUGUUACUUUCUCCUCUUUGUACAAUCGUCAAACAGACGCUCUUGCUGCGCCCAUUCUGCAUUACACGGACUACUUACUGCACCAUCCAUUUGUAUCCACAUUGACCCUCCUAUCACGUUUCCUUUUCGUUUUCCUCACGAGUUACCGUACCCUGUAAGUUUCUUUUGCUAAUAGUUAUCGCUAUGUGUAUUCCUAUAUCGUCAUCUCCUAUGGAAGGCGCUCUGUAACUACUUAGAUUUUGCUGAAAAACGAUCACGGUAACAC
This is a messenger RNA of Marasmius oreades (fairy-ring Marasmius), 2762 nucleotides long. RefSeq lists its product as uncharacterized. Gene Ontology annotation, cellular component: SMC loading complex; chromatin. The record is from RefSeq and is a predicted model, not a curated record. Bases 78 to 2447 code for a protein of 789 amino acids. Gene Ontology annotation, molecular function: double-stranded DNA binding. Gene Ontology annotation, biological process: maintenance of mitotic sister chromatid cohesion; mitotic sister chromatid cohesion. NCBI's taxonomy places the organism in Eukaryota, Fungi, Basidiomycota, Agaricomycetes, Agaricales, Marasmiaceae. The transcript has 8 exons.